AUGAGUUCUGAUACCCGAUUGAGUUUGCAGGACUUCCUACAACCACUCCAUGUCGACCUUGAUAAAAUACACACCCUAUCAAAGGCCUUCUACCACAACUUUAUCCAUCUCGCGGCUGAUGACCUUGCUCAGUUCUUGCCCACGCCCAUCUCCGAAUCCAUUCUGAAACCUGUCAGCAAGAGUGGCCACGGAAGACAUCUUGCUAUUGACAUUGGCGGUUCCAACCUCAGAGUGGGCUUCAUCGAACUGUCGCCAGAGGAGGCUGUCUCGCGCGAGGGGGGUCACGGUCUGACCAAUGGGGCCUCCAAGGGCGUGUCCAACGGCGCGACCCGUGUCGCCCGCCUCAAAGAGCAGUCGUGGCCCAUCGCCGAGCAUCUCAAGAGCAUGAACGAUACCAAAUUAUUCGACUGGAUUGGCGAAUGCAUCGCUGCUGUCGUCACCGAAGGCUGCCGCGCGUGGGCCCUUGCCGCCGACGAGCCGAUCCCUCUGGGCAUCACUUUUAGUUUUCCCAUGGUCCAGCGGUCCCUCAAUGAAGCCUCUAUCAUAGCCAUGGGCAAGGGGUUCGCCAUCCACGGCGAUGUCGAGCUUGGAUCUCUGUUACUGACUGGCUACAACAAGUCCCGACGAGGGCUGCCGCCGAUUCGCAUCGCCGCCAUAGCCAAUGACUCGGUCUCGACGCUCGUCUCCUUCAACUACCUAUACGGCGAGGACGGCCGCAAGAAAGCAGCCAUGGGUCUCAUUGUAGGCACGGGCUGCAACGCAACCAUCCCUCUGAAGCUCGCCGCCCUCCACGAAAGCAAACGACCUGCAAGGAUCAGCCUGCUCCCGGGCGAGGCCCCGGAGCAGGUCCGCAUCGCUGUCAACACGGAGUGGAGUAUCAAGGGCUCUGCACCGCCACUCCAGAAACUCGGCCUCAUAACGAGGUGGGACGAGGCUCUCGAUGCCGCUGGCGAGAUGCCUGGUUUCCAGCCGCUGGAGUACAUGACAGCAGGGCGCUACCUGGGUGAGCUGGGGCGACUCCUGCUGCUAGACUAUCUCGAUAGUCGUCUGGGUGUCGAUAUCUCGGCGUUGCCCAGCGCGUUGUUGACGCGCCAUGGCAUGACGACGACCUUUCUGAGCCACUUCCGACCCCUGGACCCAGAAGUGCUGGUCUCUCGGUUGGAGACUGAGUUCCCAAGCAAGGCGCCUUUCCGAUGGACGACCGACAUGGCCACGGCGCUCUAUCACAUGAGCAAGGCAAUCGAAGUCCGUGCGGCAGGCAUCGUGUCUGCUGCUGUGGUGGCGCUCCUUCGCAUGGCCGGUGAUAUACCAGAGACAGGCGACAGCAGCGGCGCUGAGGAACCCAGGGAGCUGGGUGUCGGGUACACGGGAGGCUGCAUUGCGCAUUUCCAAGAUUACCUGUACGACACACAGCGCUUUCUCGACGAGCUGGUAGAAAGAGAUCUGGGAGACAAACCGCCUGUGCGCAUUGUGCUGAGUCCUUGCCAUGACGGUGGUAUCAAAGGAGCAGGCAUCCUAGCUGCGGCUGCAGAAUCGAGCCUCGACAGGGAAACAUGA
Verticillium nonalfalfae is the source of this 1557-nucleotide messenger RNA. RefSeq lists its product as uncharacterized. Gene Ontology annotation, biological process: glucose 6-phosphate metabolic process; glycolytic process; intracellular glucose homeostasis. Bases 1 to 1557 code for a protein of 518 amino acids. NCBI's taxonomy places the organism in Eukaryota, Fungi, Ascomycota, Sordariomycetes, Glomerellales, Plectosphaerellaceae. The record is from RefSeq and is a predicted model, not a curated record. Gene Ontology annotation, molecular function: D-glucose binding; mannokinase activity; glucokinase activity. Gene Ontology annotation, cellular component: cytosol; mitochondrion. The transcript has 3 exons.